This is a messenger RNA of Tetranychus urticae (two-spotted spider mite), 1669 nucleotides long. Its product is annotated as alpha-galactosidase A. NCBI's taxonomy places the organism in Eukaryota, Metazoa, Arthropoda, Arachnida, Trombidiformes, Tetranychidae. Gene Ontology annotation, molecular function: alpha-galactosidase activity. The record is from RefSeq and is a predicted model, not a curated record. Gene Ontology annotation, biological process: oligosaccharide metabolic process; glycoside catabolic process. Gene Ontology annotation, cellular component: cytoplasm.
CAAUAGUCAUUAGCGCAGUAUUACGCUCAUAAGUGUUUUAAAAUGAAACUUUUUAUUUUUACUUUACUCUUUUUCAUCGCCACUGUAAAUGGACUUGACAAUGGACUUGCCCUCAAACCACCGAUGGGCUGGUUGUCAUGGGCUAGAUUCACUUGUGUAACCGAUUGUGUAAAAUAUCCAGACACUUGUAUCCAUGAAAAUUUGUACAAACAAAUGGGUGAAAAGUUGAUUGAAGAUGGGUACCUGGAGCUCGGAUACGACAUUGUUGCCAUUGAUGACUGUUGGUCUGAACUGGAACGAGAUAAUGCAACUGGACGAUUAGUUGCCCAUAAAAAACGAUUCCCAAGCGGAAUUAAAGCUUUAGCUGAUUGGAUGCAUUCAAAAGGACUUCGUUUAGGUAUUUAUGGUGAUGUUGGUUCACUCACAUGCGCUGGUUAUCCAGGACAGAACGGUCCAGGAGAGGGCUUUUUCGAGAUUGAUGCUCAGACCUUUGCUGAAUGGGGCGUCGAUGCACUCAAAUUUGAUGGCUGUUACGAAGAUCCAGCAAAUUUCGAUACCCUUUAUCCUAAAAUGUCGACCGCUCUUAACAAAACUGGUGCUUCAAUCAUUUACCACUGUGAAUGGCCUUUGUACCAGUUCAAUGCCAAUAUUACUCCUAACUAUGAUGCCAUAUCACGUUAUUGUAAUAUGUACCGAAAUCAUGAUGAUGUUUUAGAUUCUUGGCAAAGUGUUUCCAGUAUCAUCCAAUUUUAUGGCGAUCACCAAGAUACUUUUAUAUCUUACAAUGGACCUGGAAUGUGGUUGGAUCCUGACAUGUUGGUCAUUGGAGAUUACGGUCUUUCCGAAAAUCAAUGGCAAACACAAAUGUCUUUCUGGUCUAUGUGGUCAUCACCUUUGUAUAUGUCAAAUGAUUUGAGACGAAUUAGUGAUUCCGCAAAGAAGAUUCUUAAAAAUAGUAAAGUAAUUGAGGUCAAUCAAGAUCCCUUAGGUAAAAUGGCUCGACGAAUGGUUCAUGAUGCUCCAAAGGACCGAUACUUUGAAGCCUGGACUAAAGAGAUGAAGCCAAGAAAUGGUAAAACAGUUUAUGCUGUUGUUUAUUAUAACAAUCAACCUCUCGGUAACCCUGAAUAUUUUUCCGUUCCAUUGUCGACCUUACUUCCCAAGGAAAGCUCAGAAUCACAGUUUGAAGUUGUCGAUCUUUGGGAAACUAGCUCUGAUUACGCUAAUCUUGGAAUCGUUAAAGGAUCAGAAUCAUUGGAACUAUUAGUUCAUCCUUCUGGAGGCUCAAGAAUGGUCCUAUUAACCAAAACGUCUUAAGAAAGGAAAAAUUUCUACUGAAGCUAAAUGCAUAAGUUAGACGGAAGUUUAAUUUACUUGCAAUUUUGUAUGCUUGUCAAUGUAUUUCAAUUAUUUUUAUAAAUUUUUUUGUUUUCAAUAAGUCGAAAUAAUGAUUCAGAUGCUCAUGAUCAUUCUGUAAGCAAGUGUCAAAAAACUGAAUAUUUACUUCCCAAAUACAAUUAUUAGCGAUUGAAGACCUGCUCUACAUCGAAAAGGAAUCAUCAUAAGUAUGAUUUGAUCAUUGAUGAGUGUCAUUAUUUCAUUAAAAGACUUGAAAUUCAACAUCUAAAUAAAUUAUGAUAAAGUUACAAUAAAAUAUGAUUUUAUUUGA